This is a messenger RNA of Sesamum indicum (sesame), 2609 nucleotides long. RefSeq names its product long chain acyl-CoA synthetase 9 (gene LACS9). Gene Ontology annotation, molecular function: long-chain fatty acid-CoA ligase activity. Lineage: Eukaryota; Viridiplantae; Streptophyta; Magnoliopsida; Lamiales; Pedaliaceae. The record is from RefSeq and is a predicted model, not a curated record. Gene Ontology annotation, cellular component: endoplasmic reticulum; membrane.
UGGUCUAAACAAAAUCUCCGCCGAACCAAAACCAAAACCCAUGGGAUACUCCAAAGUGGGCAAAAGACCGAAAGCCCACAAAGACUUACAUGCAAUCACAUUCACAGGCACAGCUUCACUCUUUCUGAAACUCCAAACUCUGCUCUCAUUGUUCUUUCCGCCAACACAGAAAACACUCCACUCUCUCUUUCUCUCUCUUGUCUGAGGAUUUCUCGCCCCUUUUAACUCCUCUGUUUCCCAAAUAAAACUUCUACCUUCCAACUUUUCUCACAUUAUUUUCUUGUAAUGUGGAUCAUUUGACUCAAAAUUGUACCCAAUUGAUUUCUGCUGCACUCAAAGGUUUAUUGCUAACUGUUAAAGCAUUCUUCAAAUGGGUCCUUAUUAUGUUGGUGUCAUCAUUCCACUCGUGGUCACGCUUCUACUUCGUGGCACGAAGGGGAAAAAAAGAGGUUUGCCAGUGAAUGUUGGUGGAGAGCCUGGUUAUGCAAUCCGAAACUACCGGUUUAGUUCACCCGUGCAAUCAGCUUGGGAAGGGGUCACAACUCUUGCUGAGCUUUUCGAGCUGUCAUGCAAAAAACAUUCCGACAUGAGGUUAUUGGGCACUCGGAAAUUAAUUGCUAGCGAAGUGGAGAUAUCUGAUGGAAGGUCUUUUGAGAAGCUGCAUUUAGGUGAUUAUGAAUGGUUGAGUUAUGGGCAAGUGUUUGAAGCAGUUUGCAACUUUGCCUCUGGUUUGGUGCAACUUGGACAUCAAAAGGGAGAGCGAGCAGCUAUCUUUGCUGAUACGCGUGAAGAAUGGUUCAUUGCGCUGCAGGCAUGUUUCAGGCGAAAUGUGAGUGUCGUGACCAUUUAUGCAUCUCUUGGUGAAGAGGCUCUGUGCCAUUCAUUUAAUGAGACAGAGGUCACAACUGUGAUUUGCGGAUAUAAGGAACUGAAGAAAAUAGCAAAUGUAAGUGGACAGCUUGACACUGUUAAGCGUAUUAUAUGCAUGGAUGAUGAAUUCCAGUCAGAUGCUUCAUUGGUUCCUGGAAGCAGCAGCUGGACUAUCACUUCCUUCUCAGAUGUAGAAAAAUUGGGCCGCGAAAAUCCAGUUGACCCAGAUUUACCUCUUUCAGCUGAUAUUGCUGUGAUAAUGUAUACCAGUGGUAGUACUGGUAUGCCCAAGGGAGUCAUGAUGACACAUGGAAAUGUUUUAGCUACAGUAUCUGCUGUGAUGACAAUUGUUCCAGGACUAGGAAACCAAGAUGUUUAUUUAGCAUACUUGCCACUGGCUCACAUUCUUGAACUUGCAGCAGAGAAUCUUAUAGCAGCCAUUGGAAGUUCUAUAGGAUAUGGAUCUCCUUUAACUCUUACCGAUACUUCAAAUAAGAUUAAGAGAGGAACUAAAGGGGAUGCUACAGUACUAAGACCAACAUUGAUGGCAGCCGUCCCAGCUAUUCUUGAUCGUGUUCGAGAUGGCGUGCGUAAAAAGAUAGAUGCUACUGGUGGACUCCCAAAGAAACUAUUUGAUUUGGCAUAUGCUCGUCGAUUGUCUGCUAUAAAUGGCAGUUGGUUUGGAGCAUGGGGCUUAGAGAGACUUUUGUGGAACCUUCUGGUGUUUAGAAAAGUUCAAGCAAUUUUGGGUGGUCGUAUUCGUUUCAUAUUGUCAGGAGGGGCUCCGCUUUCUGGUGACACUCAAAGAUUUAUUAAUAUAUGCCUUGGUUCUCCAAUUGGUCAAGGGUAUGGUCUUACCGAGACCUGUGCUGGAGGGACCUUCAGUGAAUAUGAUGAUACAUCUGUUGGUCGAGUUGGUGCUCCGCUGCCUUGCUCAAUCAUCAAGUUGGUUGAUUGGCCUGAGGGUGGAUAUUUAAUUAGUGAUUCUCCAAAGGCACGUGGAGAAAUAGUUAUCGGUGGUCCAAAUGUUACUCUUGGAUACUUCAAAAAUGAUGACAAAACAAAGGAAGUUUACAAGGUCGAUGAGAGAGGAACAAGAUGGUUCUACACUGGUGACAUAGGGCAAUUCCACGCUGAUGGUUGCCUUGAGAUCAUUGAUCGCAAAAAGGACAUUGUUAAACUUCAACAUGGAGAAUAUGUUUCCCUAGGAAAGGUGGAGGCUGCUCUAAUUGUCAGCCCAUAUGUCGACAAUAUAAUGUUGCAUGCUGAUUCUUUCCACAGUUACUGUGUGGCUUUGGUGGUGGCUUCUCAGGCCAGUUUGGAAGCCUGGGCUUCAAAGCAAGGAAUCACAUAUUCUGAUUUUUCAGACUUGUGUGGGAAGGAAGAAACUCUGAAGGAAGUCUCCACUUCAUUACUCAAGGCAGCAAAAGCUGCAAAACUGGAGAAGUUUGAGAUUCCUGCGAAGAUCAAACUGUUGUCAGAGCCUUGGACUCCAGAAUCUGGGCUUGUGACUGCAGCUCUCAAGCUCAAGAGAGAGGUGAUUAGGAAGACCUUCUCCGAUGAUCUCGGCAAGCUAUACUCAUCAUGAAUUAUAUAGGAAUACACCCUUUUUUGCAGAGUGUGCAGAAAUCCUGACAGCACUAUUCCCCUUCCCCCCCAACUACAGGGAAACUUUUUUCCUUCAUCUACAUCAAUGCUACUGUUUCUGGUUUUGCCUAUACCACCUAUUCUUGCUGUUA